CGCAGAAGAUGACCGGGAAACCUCCCCGGAUGGUCAUGCUGAGGCCAGUUCUCCUCGUCCAGGUCGAUCAUCCUCUCUUGAGCUUCUUAAUUUCAUUUUCUUUAUUUUAUGUACACUCCUCGAAAAAUAACCGAUCAUCUUUUGCUUUGUUCUUUUUCAGACAUGAAUUUCAACAGGAUGACCACCAUCAUCGAGGAUGACGACGAUGAUGUCAAAGUCCUCCACUCCAACCGGUCUCCUAAUCGCAACUCUCCCUCUCCUCCUCAAAACCUUGGAGUUGAAGGGGCCUCAACUGCUCGGUGCUCUUCCUUUGAUGAUCUCAUUCGAGAUAAGCAGGUGAAGUCACCCUCAGCCCUCCAUUUCUCCGAAGGCGACCGGGUUGAAUCCAAGUCCAAGGAGGCCAGCCAUUCUUCUUCCCGUGCUAAGGGCCAAAAAAGGAAAGGGUCCCAAAAGAGCUCCAAGGGAGACAGGAAGAAGAAGGUCAGGUUAUCAGAUACGGAGGGGGAGUCCAUCGAAGAAGCCUUCCUAUCCCUGGCCAAAAAACUCAGCAAGGCCGGGGUCAUUUCAGAAGAGAUUGGCCAAAGUCUGCUGGAGCCAAAAGACCAGGUUCUCCUGGUUCUGAAAUCCCGAGAAUCUCCGCCGUCAAUGGAGGAAGCGAUCCGGAAUCUGUGGGAAGAAGUUAGGGAUCUCAGCUUUGGCACCACCUCACAGAUCGACCACCUCCCCUCUCCCCCAACCUCUCUACAUUUCCUCCGCCACUACGUCUCCCCCAACAAACCCUGCCUCAUCUCCGGCGCCGUCGCCCACUGGCCCGCCUCCACUCUCUGGCACUCCACCGAUUACCUCCUCUCCUCCCUCUCCUCUUCCUCCGUCUCCCUCCACCUAACCCCGACCGGCCGAGCCGACUCCAUUACCCCCCUCCCCUCCUCCACCGAAUCCCUCUGCUUCGCCUCCGCCCACGUCGAGCGCCUCGCUUUCCCCGACGCUCUCCGGUCGGUCCUUCAAUCGGACGGCUGCUCCGCCGUCGCUUACCUCCAGCAACAGAACGAUUGCUUCCGUUCGGAGUACGAGGCGCUCCGUCCCGACUGCGAAUCGCACAUUGAUUGGGCGUCGGAGGCACUCGGAUGCCUUCCGGAUGCUGUGAAUCUGUGGAUCGGGAACGAUCUGUCCGAGACAUCUUUCCAUAAGGACCAUUACGAGAAUCUCUACGCCGUGAUCACCGGGGAGAAGCAUUUUCUGCUUCUUCCUCCCACUGACGUCCAUAGGAUGUAUAUCAGAGAGUAUCCGGCUGCUCAAUAUCACUAUUCCCAGGAGAGCAAGGAGUUCUCCUUGGAACUGGAAGAACCAGUUAGGUAUGUGCCAUGGAGCAGUGUGAAUCCAUACCCUUCACCUGAUGUGAAGGAGAAAGAAAUAGCAGAGUUCCCUCUAUAUUUCAAUGGGCCUAAGCCAUUUGAAGUCACAGUAAAGGCUGGGGAAGUUCUUUACUUGCCUAGUAUGUGGUUCCAUCAUGUGAGACAGAGUCCAGACAGAAGAGGACUCACCAUUGCACUAAACUACUGGUAUGAUAUGCAGUUUGAUGUCAAAUAUGCCUACUUCAACUUCCUGCAAUCUAUACCUGCUUCUUCAAUACACAAAAACCAAACCCCAAGUUGCAGAGUGUGCACAGGAUCAUGUUCUUGUACAUCUGCAUGCAUUCAAUAAAUACACAAAUCCAACAUCUUUGCUUGGUCCUGUCAUGGAAUGGGCUAACAAGGAGUUUGGCUCGUGAGAGCUCUCCUAAUGGGCCACGGCGGACACGCUGGCUGAAUGCCAACCUUGUUUACAAAUGGGCUCGGGUUGCUUAUUGGGCUCAGUUAGCGUUGCGGCCUUCUUGGCAAGCCCACGUGUGUUGCAGGUUCUGCGGGUCAGCGCGUAUGGUUUGUGGGCCUACCCAUCAUUGGCUUUAUGCUCAUUCGUUCCAACAUGGCGGGUAGUUAGUUUUUAUUUAAUUGAUGAUAGAAGUUUAUCAAAUUUAACUCCAAAAGGUUAAACUGGAUGAGACGGAUAUAAUAAGAGACACUUUGAGAAAGGGU
Molecule: messenger RNA, 2072 nt
Organism: Cuscuta campestris
Lineage: Eukaryota; Viridiplantae; Streptophyta; Magnoliopsida; Solanales; Convolvulaceae
Source: the annotation of a GenBank genome assembly